Molecule: messenger RNA, 6936 nt
Organism: Xyrauchen texanus (razorback sucker)
Lineage: Eukaryota; Metazoa; Chordata; Actinopteri; Cypriniformes; Catostomidae
Product: UDP-glucose:glycoprotein glucosyltransferase 1-like
Exons: 41
Coding region: 38-4639 (1533 amino acids)
Cellular component (GO): endoplasmic reticulum
Molecular function (GO): UDP-glucose:glycoprotein glucosyltransferase activity
Source: RefSeq, a predicted model, not a curated record
GGCAACUGUCGAAGUAGGAUCAGAAGCCGGAGGAAAGAUGUGGAUCCUGUGUGUUAGACUGCUGGCUCUGGGCUCUGUCAUCUCUGUCAUCUCUGUCAACGGAGACUCCAAAGCUGUCACAACAACAUUGACUGCUAAAUGGCCCUCUACACCUCUUAUGCUGGAGGCUAGUGAAUUCCUUGCUGAGGAGAGUCAGGACAAGUUCUGGGACUUUGUUGAGGCCAACCAAAAUAUUGAAAAUGAGCAUGAUGACACAGAUCUGGCUUACUACGAGCUCAUCAUAAAGAGAGUUAGUGAGCUUCUGAGUCCAGUGCAGCUGAACCUGCUCAAGUUUGCCUUGUCUCUGAGGGCCUAUUCAUCCACCGUUCAUUCCUUCCAUCAGAUCGCAUCGAAUGAGCCUCCUCCAACUGGCUGUAAAGCUUUCUUCAAUGUUCAUGGACAAACGUCUUGUGACACAGAAAAACUUCAAACCAUUAUAGAUACUGCCUUAGAACGGCCUAAACCAUACCUGUUCAAAGGUGAUCACAAGUUUCCAUCACCCAAUCCAGAAACACCCGUUGUCAUCCUUUAUGCUGAGAUAGGCACCAAAGAGUUCUCCAGAUUCCAUCAGCUGAUGCUGGCUAAAGCCAACGAGGGCCUGAUCACUUAUGUUUUACGACACUUUCUCUCGAAUCCCAGCAAGAAUAAAGUAUACCUGUCUGGAUACGGAGUGGAACUGGCCAUCAAAAACCAAGAGUACAAAGCGAAAGAUGAUACACAAGUUCAAGCUGGAGCUGAUGUGAAUGCCACAGUAAUAGGUGAAAAUGAUCCUGUUGAUGAAGUUCAGGGUUUUUUGUUUGGUAAACUCAAGACUAUUUAUCCUGAGCUGAAGGAACAGCUGAAGGAGCUCCGCAAGCAUUUGAUCGAGAGCACCAAUGAGAUGGCUCCACUCAAAGUCUGGCAGAUGCAGGAUCUCAGCUUUCAGACGGCCGCACGUAUCCUGGCAGCUCCUUCUGUAGAUGCUCUCAAUGUCAUGAGGGAUUUGAGCCAGAACUUUCCUACCAAAGCCAGGUCCUUAACAAAAACGGUUGUGACUUCAGAGAUCCGUAAAGAGAUUGAGGAAAAUCAGAAGUAUUUUAAAGGCACGUUGGGCCUCCAGCCUGGAGACUCGGCUCUGUUCAUCAAUGGACUCCAUGUUGACCUGGAUGCGCAGGAUAUCUUUAGUAUUUUUGAUUUGUUGAGGAAUGAGGCGAGGGUCAUGGAGGGUUUGCGCAGUCUGCUCAUAGACACACCAUACAUCCACGACAUCCUCAAACUCAACGUCCAGCCAUCAGACUCUGAUUAUGCUGUGGACAUCCGCAGCCCUGCAGUUAACUGGAUUAAUAACCUGGAGAUAGACGGCCUGUAUGCGUCCUGGCCCUCUAAUGUACAGGAGCUACUGCGACCCACCUUUCCUGGAGUUAUUCGACAGAUCCGCAAGAACUUUCACAACUUGGUGAUGAUUCUGGACCCUACACACGAAAACACAGCGGAGCUGAUCGGCGUGGCUGAGAUGUUCUACAGUAACAACAUCCCACUUAGGAUUGGAUUGGUUUUUGUAGUGGAUGACUCCGAUGAUGUUGAUGGAAUGCAAGAUGCUGGUGUGGCUCUACUUCGAGCCUUCAACUAUAUCUCUGAUGACGUGGACAGCCAGAUGGCCUUCGAUGCCAUCAUAUCGAUGUUGAAUAGAGUUCCCAGUGGAGGCAGACUAAAGGUGGAGCACGUGGUGGGUGUGUUGGAGAAGAGAUAUCCUUAUGUGGAGAUCAGUAGCAUCCUGGGGCCUGACUCUGCCUACGACAACAACAGAAAAGAGGGAAAGGCUUAUUAUGAGCAGACUGGUGUCGGCCCACUGCCUGUGGUGUUGUAUAAUGGAAUGCCUUUGCAACGUGAACAGUUAGACCCGGAUGAGCUAGAGACUGUUGUCAUGCACAAGAUUCUGGAGACUACCAGCUUCUUUCAGCGCGCUGUCUACCUGGGUGAGCUGAACAGUGAUCAUGAUGUAGUGGACUAUAUCAUGAAUAAACCCAAUGUUGUCCCACGAAUCAAUUCCAGAAUCCUGACCACCAGCAGGAAUUAUUUGGAUCUCUCCGCCACUAACAAUCAUUUUAUCGACGAAUACGCUCGUUUUCUCUCUCUGGACACCAAAGACAAGAAUGCAGCAGUGGCCAACAGUAUGAACUACUUGACAAAGAAAGGGAUGUCUUCUGUCGAUUUUUCUGAUGAUGGCAUCAUCCAUCCAGUGACUUUCUGGGUGGUAGGCGACUUUGACCAGCCCUCAGGAAGACAACUGCUGUACGAUGCUAUUCGACACAUGAAAACCAGUAAUACUGUGCGUUUGGGAGUGAUCAACAACCCCAGCGAGAGCCCGUCCAAUGAGAACAGCCUGACUGCUCGAGCUAUCUGGGCAGCCAUGCAGACCCAAACCUCCAACAAUGCCAAAAACUUUAUCACCAAAAUGGCUAAAGAGGAGACGGCGCAGGCUCUUUACGCCGGGAGUGACAUUGCAGAGUUUGCUGUUGGGGGCAUGGACAUCCCUCUGUUUAAGAGUGCAUAUGAGUCCCCUAAAGUUAACUUCCUGUUGGCUCACUCCGCGUACUGUCGGGACGUCCUUAAAUUGCAGAAGGGCCAGAGGGCUGUGAUCAGUAAUGGACGGAUCAUUGGUCCGCUGGAAGACGGGGAGGUCUUUAACCAAGAUGACUUCCUGCUUCUUGAGAGCAUUAUCCUAAAGACUUCAGGGGAGCGGAUCAAGGGUAAAAUUCAACAACUGGGCAUGGUAGAAGACAGAGCUAGUGAUUUGGUCAUGAAGGUGGAUGCCCUGCUUUCCUCCCAACCCAAAGGUGAGGCAAGGAUUGAGCACACCUUUGCAGAAGACAGAUAUAGUGCAGUGAAGAUCAGACCAAAGGAACAAGAAGUAUACUUUGAUGUGGUAGCUGUCGUCGAUCCAGUGACCAGAGGUGCUCAGAAACUGGCUCCCCUUCUACUGGUCUUGAAGCAGCUGGUUAAUGUCAACCUGCGAGUGUUUAUGAACUGCCAGUCCAAGCUCUCUGACCUCCCUCUGAAAAGUUUCUACCGAUAUGUCUUGGAGCCAGAGGUUUCGUUUCUGGCAGAUAGCAGUUUUGCUCCAGGUUCCAUUGCAAAGUUCAUGGACAUGCCUCAAUCUCCUCUGUUCACCCUCAACCUCAACACUCCAGAGAGCUGGAUGGUUGAGUCCGUCCACACACGCUAUGAUCUGGAUAACAUUUACCUUGAAGAGAUUGACAGUGUUGUGGCCGCUGAGUAUGAGUUGGAAUAUUUAUUACUCGAGGGUCAUUGCUUUGACGUCACAACAGGUCAGCCGCCCCGCGGGUUGCAAUUCACACUAGGCACUGCCUCUGACCCUGUCAUUGUCGACACCAUUGUUAUGGCCAACCUGGGCUAUUUCCAGCUGAAAGCAAACCCAGGAGCCUGGAUCCUCAGACUGAGGAAAGGCAGAUCGGAUGACAUCUACAAAAUUUACAGUCAUGAUGGCACAGACUCUCCAGCCGAAGCUGAUGAUUUAAUUGUUGUCCUCAACAACUUCAAGAGCAAGAUCAUUAAAGUGAAAGUACAGAAGAAGCCUGACAUGAUGAGUGAAGAGCUUCUCAGUGAUGGAACUCUUGAGGAUGACUCUGGAUUCUGGACUUCACUGACCAGAGGAUUUACUGGUGGUUCCAAUCCAGAAGAACUCAAACAGGAGAAAGAAGAUGUCAUCAACAUUUUCUCUGUGGCCUCUGGUCACUUGUACGAGAGGUUCCUCAGGAUAAUGAUGCUGUCUGUGCUCAAGCACACCAAAACACCUGUCAAGUUCUGGUUCCUCAAAAACUACCUAUCUCCAGCUUUUAAAGAUUUUAUCCCAUAUAUGGCAGAAAAUUAUGGCUUCCAGUAUGAGUUGGUACAGUAUAAAUGGCCACGUUGGCUCCACCAGCAGACAGAAAAGCAACGGAUCAUCUGGGGUUAUAAGAUUCUGUUCCUCGAUGUGCUGUUUCCUCUCGCUGUGGAAAAGAUCAUUUUUGUAGAUGCAGAUCAGAUAGUUCGCACAGACCUAAAGGAGUUGCGGGACUUUGACCUGGAGGGGGCACCAUAUGGUUACACUCCUUUCUGUGAGAGCCGAAGGGAGAUGGAUGGGUACCGUUUCUGGAAGUCAGGGUAUUGGGCCAGUCACUUGGCGGGACGUAAAUAUCAUAUCAGUGCUUUGUAUGUGGUGGAUCUUAAGAAGUUUAGGAAGAUUGCAGCUGGUGACAGACUGAGAGGCCAAUACCAGGGUCUGAGUCAAGACCCCAACAGCUUGUCCAACCUGGACCAGGAUCUGCCCAACAAUAUGAUCCACCAAGUGCCAAUAAAGUCACUUCCUCAAGAGUGGCUUUGGUGUGAAACCUGGUGUGAUAAUACUUCUAAAACGAAAGCAAAGACAAUAGAUCUGUGCAACAACCCUCAGACAAAAGAGCCAAAGCUGCAGGCUGCUGUCCGUAUAGUAGCCGAGUGGAGUGACUAUGACCAGGAGAUUAAGAAAAUCUACAACACCUUCGCUCCAGGUGGCACAACAGGCACCCAUCAGACUACAGACAGAAAACACACAGGUGGUGAUGAGCACACAGAGCUUUAAGCUGAAGAUCUACCACCAAAGAAGAGGGUACUCUGAUUAAAGAGUUGUCUUUUCUUUACGCUUUUUAAACCAAGCCUAUCCUCAAGGAACAGGUUGACAUUUGUGCUGAACUUGAACUUUAAUCAAAUAUAAUGCAAAUUCCCUUUUUGUUUCUAAUGAUCACCGCUUUUGUUUGGAGGUUUGAGGCUCAGGGUAAAACACAUGGAGAGGAGAGCAGGUGUACAUUCAUUAGGGCUGAUGGCAUCUCCAAUCACCGGGCAUUUUUAAUGCUUAAAGGCAUAGUUCACCUAAAAUUAUUUUUAAUGCGGCAUAGUUCACCUAAAAUUAUUUUUAAUGCUUAAAGGCAUAGUUCACCUAAAAUUAAAUUUAUUUCACCUUACGUCACCCUUUUGUUGUUUCAAGCCCGAUUUACUUUCUUUCAUGAAACACAAAAGGAGCUGUUUGGCAGAUUGUUAGCCUCAGUCACCGAUCACUUUUAUGAUGUUCAUUUUAUUUUUUAAUCAUGCAAUGAAAGUGAAUGGUGACUGAGACCACCAUUCUGCCUGACAGCUCCUUUUGUGUUCCAACGUUGUGUCAUUAAGGUUUGGAACAACAUGAGGGUGAAUGCAUGAUCAAAUUAAUUUUUUGGUGAACUAUCCCUUUUACUCAAACACUUUAGGCUUGAUGGACAUCUGCAUUUGCCACAUUCAAAAGCAGUUCCACUGGAGAAAAAAGGUAAACGCAGUCUCUGAUUGGUCUAGGAAUAACUGAAUUGAGCAAGCCACAGAAAGUGCAUGUGCACAUUUUUAACAUGAAAAAAGGGAUUCGAUAAAUGUCCCUCUUAGCUGUAAUGUCAGGCACUGACUUGCUCUCAAGAAAAUUAUUAUUAAAUCACGAAGAAUGGCACACAGACUGUUCAUUUAAAAGCCACCCAUGGUUUUGCAAUGCAAUGGCAGCAAAGUGAUGUCAUAAUAGGAUGACUUCAAAGCACAAAUCACUUCUUGUGACACAUUUUAAUUUAGAAGCUCAAUGUAAAAAAAAAGAAAUCUGAAUUCAUCUUUUGGUAAACAGACAUUAUUUUCUUUCUUGCCCAAGUCAAACCGGUCUCUUUUUGUUUGUGUUUGUGAGUGGUGGUUCCAUUUUACAGAUGAUCCGUCUAAUCUAAAUGGUGACAUAGUGUUGUGUCCAAAAGGCAUUUUAAAGAUGUUAAUUCACAUCACUCCUUUAAGAGACACAUCAAGAAGAUCUUUUAACUCAGGAACAAGCUAUUUGGUUGUUUUAUUCACAGCUGAGAUUACAUUUACAUUUAUGCAUUUGGCAGACGCUUUUAUCCAAAGCGACUUACAGUGCAAUUAUUACAGGGACAAUCCCCCCAGAGCAACCUGGAGUUGAGUGCCUUGCUCAAGGACACAAUGGUGGUGGCUGUGGGGAUCGAACCAGCGACCUUCUGAUUAACAGUUGUGUUUUAGCCCACUAAGCCACCACCACUCCCAUUUUAAUAAAGAUUAAUAAGAAAUUUGUAUUUACUGACAGAUUUCUGUGGGCAUCGACAAGCUCCAGUAGUGUCGUCACCGCUUAAUUUUGACUGAUGGUUACUCAACAUUAAAAUUAUUCAUAAUAGCACAUUCAGUUAAUGAACCCAUGUCAAUGGUCCAGUUAGCCCCAAAGGAUCUAAAUGAUAUAUUUAAAAUGGAAGGGAAAAAACCCUGCUUGUCAGGUUUCCCUAGAGAUGUUGCUUGCAGGGAAAAAGUAAUUACAGGUUGUAUUUUUUUAUCUGGAAUUUUGUUUUCUUGGUAUUCUUUCAAAUCACUGGAUUUCAUAUGUAACUCAUUGAAGUGGGAACCUAAUAUUUCUUUCAUGGUCAGUCACUGUGGCCUCGUCUGUUUCUGUGGUAACUCUUUUGAGGGUUUGAGAAUGGCCUCUCUUGACCACUAGCCCUAUACAUUUGAUUGUCAACAUCAUCAUCAUCAUCAUCGUCAUCAUCAUCAUCAUAUGGCAUGGGACUAUAAGUAAUAUAGAUGUAAGUUUUUCAUCCUGGGUAAUUACCUGGCAAUAUUACAUGCAUAUUGGCAAUAGAUCUCUGAGUCCAUUUGAUGUCACACAGACCCUGAAGAGUGAAAGGAAAACGGGGCUUGUACAGUUCCUUGUGUUUCGUUAUAUCUGAGAGGUUCAUUCCAGUGUCUUGUGGUUGUCUUUAUCUAAUGUACUUUGAGUACACUUCAUUUUGAGAAAAAGGACUGAUUUAGAAUGAUGAUGAUCCUUUGGAAUUACUGUAAUAUUAAUUGUGGGAUGACAAUAUUUUGUAAUAAAAGAUGUAC